Exaiptasia diaphana is the source of this 552-nucleotide messenger RNA. RefSeq lists its product as uncharacterized. NCBI's taxonomy places the organism in Eukaryota, Metazoa, Cnidaria, Anthozoa, Actiniaria, Aiptasiidae. The record is from RefSeq and is a predicted model, not a curated record. Gene Ontology annotation, molecular function: nucleic acid binding. Bases 1 to 552 code for a protein of 183 amino acids. Gene Ontology annotation, biological process: DNA integration. The transcript has a single exon.
AUGGCAGCCAUCAGAGAGAAAUGGUGGAUCCCGAAAUUACGAUCCAAAGUGAAGAAGACGAUCAAUGAGUGCAAGACGUGCAAAACCUUCAACACAAAGCCAUAUGGAGAGACAGCGACAGCGGACAUGCCAACCUUUCGCACUGAAAACAGCAGACCAUUCCAAACAACGGGUGUGGACUUCGCAGGGCCACUGGAAUACAAGGUGUCCAAAAGCGAGAAGGCAAAGUGCUACAUUCUAAUAUUCACAUGUGCGACGUCCAGAGCUGUGCACCUUGAGUUGACGAAGACUCAAACUGCAGAUGAAUUACAACAGAAGUUAUCAGCUUUCAUCACGCGAAGAACCAGACCAGAGCGAAUAAUAUCGGACAACGCCCAAACUUUCAAGGCUACAGCAGAGUGGAUACGUCAGAUAAGGAAGAGUGAAGCAUUGCAGGAUUUCCUCGCAAGACAACAGAUCCAUUGGCAGUUCAAUCUUGCUAAGUCGCCAUGGUGGGGAGGAAUGUAUGAGCGUCUAAUUAAAGAAGUGAAGAAAACGCUGUUCAAGACUUAG